Molecule: messenger RNA, 2290 nt
Organism: Nyctereutes procyonoides (raccoon dog)
Lineage: Eukaryota; Metazoa; Chordata; Mammalia; Carnivora; Canidae
Gene: DCAF15
Product: DDB1 and CUL4 associated factor 15
Exons: 13
Coding region: 1-1803 (600 amino acids)
Biological process (GO): protein ubiquitination
Cellular component (GO): Cul4-RING E3 ubiquitin ligase complex
Source: RefSeq, a predicted model, not a curated record
AUGGCGCCCAGCUCGAAAUCGGAGCGGAACAGCGGGGCCGGGAGCGGCGGCGGCGGCCCCGGGGGCGCUGGGGGGAAGCGGGCAGCGGGGCGCCGGCGGGAGCACGUCCUCAAGCAGCUGGAGCGGGUCAAGAUCAGUGGGCAGCUCUCCCCUCGCCUCUUCCGGAAGCUGCCGCCCAGGGUCUGCGUCUCCCUCAAGAACAUUGUGGACGAGGACUUUCUCUACGCAGGACACAUCUUCCUGGGCUUUUCCAAGUGCGGUCGGUACGUUCUUUCGUACACCAGCAGCAGUGGGGAUGACGACUUCUCCUUCUACAUCUACCAUCUGUAUUGGUGGGAGUUCAACGUGCACAGCAAACUCAAGCUGGUCCGGCAGGUGCGGCUCUUCCAAGAUGAGGAGAUCUACAGCGACCUGUACCUGACUGUGUGUGAGUGGCCCAGCGAUGCCUCUAAGGUCAUUGUCUUCGGCUUCAACACCCGCUCAGCAAAUGGGAUGCUCAUGAACAUGAUGAUGAUGAGUGACGAGAACCACCGGGACAUCUACAUCAGCACUGUGGCGGUGCCACCACCAGGCCGCUGCGCUGCCUGUCGCGAAGCCAGCCGGGCCCAUCCAGGUGACCCGAGUGCGCAGUGCCUGCGGCACGGCUUCAUGCUGCACACCAAGUACCAGGUGGUCUACCCCUUCCCCACCUUCCAGCCUGCCUUUCAGCUCAAGAAGGACCAGGUGGUGCUGCUCAACACCAGCUACUCUCUGGUGGCCUGUGCCGUCUCGGUCCACUCAGCAGGCGAGAGCAGCUUCUGCCAAAUCCUGUAUGACCACACCACCUCCCCACCGGCCCCUCCCAGCCCCCCUGGGCCCCAGAGCCCCGAGGUGCCCCCCGCCCUCCCCAGCCCCUGCCCUGAAGCAGCUCCCAUCCGGCCCCCCGGGGCCCCCGAGCCAUCGCCUGCCAUCGCCAAAGCCAAGGAGUUUGUGGCUGACAUCUUCCGCAGGGCCAGAGAGGCCAAGGGAGGGACCUUGGAGGAAGCCCGGCCACCCCCAUGCCCGGGGCCCUCAGGCAGCCGCUGCCGCCUGCCCUCCGAGCCCCUGGCCCCAGGCGGGGAAGUGGUACCCCGAGAUAGCCCCCCCGCGGCAGAGGCACCAGCUCCAGAGCCUGGCUACGUCAACUACACCAAGCUGUAUUAUGUGCUGGGGUCCAGCGAAGGGACAGAACCGGAGGACGAGUUCGAGGAUGACAAGAUCUCCUUGCCCUUUGUGGUGACCGAUCUCCGUGGCCGCAACCUGCGGCCCAUGCGGGAGCGGGCUGCCGUCCAGGGUCAGUACCUGACGGUGGAGCAGCUCACACUGGACUUUGAGUACGUCAUCAAUGAGGUCAUCCGCCAUGACGCCACCUGGGCCCACCAGUUUUGUUCCUUCAGUGACUAUGACAUUGUCAUCCUAGAGGUCUGCCCGGAAACCAAUCAAGUCCUCAUCAACAUUGGCCUGCUGCUCCUGGCAUUCCCGUCCCCAACUGAGGAGGGCCAGCUCCGACCAAAGACCUAUCAUACCAGCCUCAAGGUGGCAUGGGACCUCAACACAGGCAUCUUCGAGACAGUCAGUGUAGGCGACCUCACCGAGGUCAAGGGGCAGACCAGCGGCAGUGUCUGGAGCUCAUACCGCAAGAGCUGCGUCGACAUGGUCAUGAAGUGGCUGGUGCCUGAGAGCAGCGGCCGCUAUGUCAAUAGGAUGACCAACGAGGCGCUGCACAAAGGGUGCUCACUGAAGGUUCUGGCGGACAGUGAGCGAUACACAUGGAUUGUGCUGUGAGGGCCCGGCCGCUCUGGACACUGACUCCAACUACCUCCGCGGCCUGGGAGCUGGCCGCCUCCCUGGCAGCCUCUCCCCGGCUGGCCGGCCCACCGAUGCCCGACUGACGAGCGGCACUCGUGUUAGGCUGCGGGGAAGGGGGCUGGGCGGGGCAGCCCCUCGUGGCCCGAGAGUCUGGACGCUUUUUAUUUAUGCCUAUUUAAGUUGGGAAGGGGCAGAGGGAGGGAGCCCCCUGCCCCACCAGCCUCAAGCGCCCAUCUUCACCCUGCGCUGGGCACAGGCCCUCGUUCUCUGCGCCUCUGCCCCCUUUCCUUGGCUACAGCUGUGGACAUUACUCCCCCUCCUCCUCAGGGAGGCCAGUUGGACCUCCUUGUCCUGUCCUGCCCUGCCCGCCCCAGCCUCCCCCCCCCUCACCCGACACUGAGGUGGCCAGCCUCGUGGCCAUCCCCUCCCCCUGCCCGUCCUUCCUCUUCAUGUAAUAAAUGUU